This is a messenger RNA of Monodelphis domestica (gray short-tailed opossum), 3229 nucleotides long. It is a transcript of the gene ZRANB2, whose product is annotated as zinc finger RANBP2-type containing 2. Lineage: Eukaryota; Metazoa; Chordata; Mammalia; Didelphimorphia; Didelphidae. The record is from RefSeq and is a predicted model, not a curated record. Gene Ontology annotation, molecular function: lipopolysaccharide binding; RNA binding. Gene Ontology annotation, biological process: RNA processing.
CCCCGGGCUGUCCUCAGCAUUGCCUGUUGACUCCGCCGGUAAAGAGACCAUUAAAUCACUCCUUUUGCGGGGCAUCCCCCAUUCGGCGGCGGCUUUCUUCCUGUCGGCCGCGGCCCUUCUCGUGACGCGCCGGGGAUCCCGACAGCAAGCCUCGAGCCGCAGCGGGCCUGAGUCAGGCGUAGCACAGACAGCCCCAGAUCCGCGUCAGGCCCCCGGCCGGCUUCCUGGGGUCCUGGCGCAGCGGCGGCGGCCGAGGGAGAGGAGGGGAGAGGUGGAGGUGGCAGUAGCGGCGGCGGCAGCGACGACAGAGGCGGUGGCGGCGGGAGCGGCCACGAUGUCGACUAAGAACUUCCGAGUCAGCGACGGCGACUGGAUCUGCCCCGACAAGAAAUGUGGAAAUGUAAACUUUGCAAGAAGAACCAGUUGUAACCGGUGUGGUCGAGAAAAAACAACUGAAGCUAAGAUGAUGAAAGCUGGUGGGACUGAAAUAGGAAAGACGCUCGCUGAGAAGAGCCGAGGCCUAUUUAGUGCUAACGACUGGCAGUGUAAAACUUGCAGUAAUGUGAAUUGGGCCAGGAGAUCCGAAUGUAACAUGUGCAAUACUCCCAAGUAUGCUAAACUAGAGGAAAGGACUGGAUACGGUGGCGGUUUUAAUGAAAGAGAGAAUGUGGAGUAUAUUGAACGAGAGGAGUCCGACGGAGAAUAUGAUGAGUUUGGUCGGAAAAAGAAAAAGUAUAGAGGGAAAGCAGUGGGACCUGCCUCUAUCUUAAAGGAAGUUGAGGAUAAAGAGUCCGAGGGAGAAGAAGAGGACGAGGAUGAAGAUCUAUCCAAAUACAAAUUGGAUGAGGAUGAGGAUGAAGAUGAUGCAGACCUAUCAAAAUAUAACCUUGAUGCCAGUGAAGAGGAAGACGGCAAUAAAAAGAAAUCCCACCGAAGAAGUCGCUCCAAGUCUCGAUCUUCCCACUCCCGAUCUUCAUCUCGCUCAUCCUCCCACUCAAGCUCAAGGUCUAGGUCCAGGUCCCGCUCAGGAAGCUCCUCCAGCUCCCGGUCAAGGUCUCGGUCCAGUUCCAGAGAACUCUCGAGAUCUCGUGGGUCGAAAUCCAGAUCCAGCUCCAGGUCCCACAGGGGGUCUUCCUCCCCACGAAAAAGAUCUUAUUCAAGUUCCUCAUCAUCUCCCGAGAGAGGCAGCAAACGAAGCCGUUCUAGAUCUUCUUCACCCGGUGAUCGCAAAAAAAGACGCACCAGAUCACGGUCACCCGAAAGGCGCCGCAGGUCAUCAUCCGGAUCGUCUCAUUCGGGUUCCCGUUCAAGCUCUAAAAAGAAAUAAUGUAUUAAAAUUUACACCUAAAAAAGUCCAGUAGAGUGCAUGAAGCCUAUUUUUAAGAAGUUUGGUGUCUUACUUGGUCAGAAGUGCUUAAUCUGCUAGUCGAGGUGCAUGUCCGUCGUCGCUUUCUGGAAAACUUCAGCUGUGUCCAUUCCUGAAAUUACAAGUCCAUGAGCAUUUUAAGCCAUAAUAGCCCCCGAUAGUUGUCAUUUGUUUGUUGUUCUCUAACUAUUUAAGAUGUGUUUUCUCUAAUCACCAGAGAGCUGGGUGUGACCAUGUUGUUCUUCAUUUUCAAAUGUUUCCUGAUGGUAGAUGAAUCUGCUGACUUGUACACUCGGGUCAACAGAAGGCCCCAAGGCUUCCUGGGCUUUGGGCAUUCUGCCAGUGACUGGAGAGCUGGGUGGAAAAAGCCAUUUCUUCAGGCGUCGUCCCUUGGCAAAGGGACGCUCCGUUCACGAUUAUGCUCGACAGCAGUCAAUGUAGAGAUCCCGGAUGGGGCUUCUCUGUUGUGAAGCUCACCGUGAUGUCUGGAGCUCACGGUGGCUUGGGUUUUCCCUUUUUUACUUGUCCUCAAUGCUGCAUCCUGAGACAAUGUUCAAACCCUGUUCUCAGUUACCAGAGGAAGUGGCUUGUUUCUCCCUAAAUUAAUUGUGGGGCCAGGCACUCAGUCAGUCGUUUCUCUCGUGUUCCCAUCUUUGGCACAGCCCUGUAAGAAACAAACUUCCUUAGACGGCCUUCUGGCCCCGUUAACCUUUCCAGUACUGGUUUAUAAUGGGGAAUGUGUACGCUCGUGGGGGGUGUGCUUUGUUUUGUUUUUUCUUCUUUUUUAUUUUACUUUUCAAUUUUUAAAGAGGUUGGAUGUGGCAUGUUCCUGAAAGCCCGUACCUAAGUGGGCAAACGAGGCUAAAAAUCUGAGACUCCUUAAGGAAGAGGAAAUUGAGAAACUAGCUGGCACGUCUUAACUUCUCCCGUGUGGUUGUAAGCCAGUCAGGCACCGAUGUCUGUGCACGCGGGGGGACGAGCCGUGGGCUCGGCCCUAGUUCGCCUUUCUUAAACUCUGCGUGAGGUUUCCUUCCGCCGUACAGAGGAAUGUUCUCCGUAUGUAACCGGGAAGUGUCGUUGCCCCCAUUCACUCGAAACGGCUUAUGGCUUAAAAUGCUUUCAGGAAUUUGCUCGAGACAUUUCUGUGUCCAAGUCUGGGCUGCCUUCAGGCCUAAGGGGGAGGGGGGUUUCUCUUAACAGUUUCUUCCGUGGUAUCGCAAGGUAAGUAUACAAAAGGGUUAACCGUUAAGUCUGGUGCCUUUGUGUCAUUGAGAAAAGAUGAAGGAAUAGUUUGGUCAUUUGAAUGUGAAAAGGAGCAGCCGGAGCAAAAUUAUACCUAAAAGAAACUCGUUUUAGUUUUCUAUUGGACUGAUCUUAAAAUGAGAGCAAAAUGUGUAGGUAGAAAUAUUUUGAUAAUCUUUUUUGCAGAGAAUUGAACUUCCCCACCAGUUUCAUACCUCUAUAUGAAUCUAUACAUACACACACAGACACACGUGUGGGUGUCCGUACACGUGUGUGUGUGUAUACACACACUUCUUUGCUCAAUGUAGUUGUAGGUCACACAAGAACACUCAGUCUCUUGUCAUUGUGCCUCUGACUUCCUGGAAGUCUCUUCCCUUCUCAAUUGUGAAGAUCGAAUGAUCUGCUAGACGCUACAUGUUCCCUCCCGUGGGUUUCCUCUUGUGUUCUGUACCCUGCCUUCUCUUUGCUGUGCGUAGCAAGCGCAAGUUCUGAAUUUAGCAAAUGGUAGAUCCAGAGAAUUCUGAUGAUUAUGAUUUCAUUUAGUUUCACUAAACUGUACUAGUUCGUUUCAUUACGAAAUGAUGCUGUAGACAAAUGUAAAUAAAGCUUGUGAAUCAAGCA